This is a messenger RNA of Diaporthe citri, 1773 nucleotides long. RefSeq lists its product as uncharacterized. The record is from RefSeq and is a predicted model, not a curated record. The transcript has a single exon. Gene Ontology annotation, biological process: lipid metabolic process. The coding region runs from base 1 to 1773 and encodes 590 amino acids. Lineage: Eukaryota; Fungi; Ascomycota; Sordariomycetes; Diaporthales; Diaporthaceae.
AUGUGGCCCGCCGUCGACAAGGUGCUGUACUCAUCAGGGCGGUCCCUCCGACUCACCAUGCCCCUGGACCUGCCCGAACCGCUGCCCGCCAACCUGGGCGACCACGUCCGCGCCAUCUACCGCGCCCACUUUGCCCACGAGCUCGCCCUGGGCACCGUCGAGCCCCUGGUCGUCCCCUACGGCGUCCUCGUCACCUUCGGCCUGCCCAUCCUCUACUUCUCCAUCCCCCACCGGAACCGCCCAUGGCUGUUCAAGGCCCGAUACCUGCUCAUGCUGUACAUCAUCUUGUACAAUGUGCGCGAGACGUUCGUCACCACCAGCCCCAACUUUGCCCUUGGCUAUGCCGUCGGCCUCAUGCAGGCAUGGGGCAUCAUCUGGAACAUGACCUUGCUUGCCUUUAUGAGGCCGCAGUUUGACGCCGAGAGGAUCGAGAGACGCCCGGCGCGGCCCGAGGUAGACGCUCAGGCAGGAGCGAAUGGGUCCACGAACGGCCAUGCCCAAAAACCAGACGCCAAGGAGAACGUCCGGCCAGCGCAAAACGGCGAUGCGCACACCGUCACGAGGGUGGAUGGCAGUUCCAGGGGACUGGCGCAGACUCCCACCCCACGCGAGGCUGAGGGUGGCAAGGUGGCCGAUGCACCCGAUGAGGAUACUGAAAAGAGCCUCGCUCAGGGCUACGAGUACUACUGGCAGUCCUACCCAGAAGAUGCCUCCUUCCUGACCCGGCUGGAGUGGUCCUUCGACCUCGUCACCUCCUUCCGCGGAACCGGCUGGAACUGGUGUAUUCCCGUGGUGCCACGCUUCUCGAAACCGGACAAGCCAUGCUCUGGCGCGCUGGUCGACCUGGCAUCCAUCCCCGUGUCCACGCCGCAGGGCUACCGCAGGUACGACACCCGCCGGGGCUGGUUCCGCAGCGAGCUUCUCCCCUUCAUCGCCGGCUAUCUGGCCCUGGACGCCCUCAGCGUCCUGAUGAUGAAAGACCCGUACUUCAUCCUAGGCCCGGAGCACACCGAAUCCGCCGUCCCCAUCCCGCUCCCUCCCCUCCUCGCCGCCCUGGGCCCCUGGCAGCUCUUCCUCUACCGCUCCACGCUCAGCUCCUCCGCCGUGCUCGCCGCCAUCUCCGUGAUAAUGAAGCUGUGGCAGCUCAUCUGCGCCUUCGUCCUCCACCCGCUCCUCGGCAGCCGCGCCGACCUCUGGCACUACCCGACCCUCUUCGGCGGCUUCACCCACAACGUCCUCGACAGGGGGCUCGCCGGCUUCUGGGGCGGCUGGUGGCACCAGACCUUCCGCGUCGCCUUCGGCGCCCCCGCCGCGUGGCUCGCGGGGCCCGGUAACCGCCCCAACAAGACCGCGGCGGGCUUCUUCGCCUUCGCGCAGAGCGGCCUGCUCCACUCCCUCGGCAGCGCGAGCUGCCUCCCGCCGAGCAGGCCGUGGGCGCCCCCGGUCUUCUUCAUGCUCUCGUGGGUCGGGAUCCUGUGCCAGUCCACGCUCUGCGGGCUGCCGGCGGUGCGCGGCACCAUACGAGCGCUGCCGCGCUGGCUCAGGAGGGCGGGCAACCUCGCCUUCGUGUCCGCGUGGCUCGUCGCCACGCAGUACUGGAUGCUCGACGACCUCGCGCGCUCGGGGAUAUGGCUGCUCGAGCCCGUCCCCGUGUCGCUGUUCCGCGCGCUCGGGCUCGGCGCGCCGGGGGACCACUGGUGGCGGUGGACGUGGGACGAGCUGCCUCGCCUGCACUCCGGGGCGCACUGGUGGGACAGUGGGAUCGCGCUGUGA